This is a messenger RNA of Phragmites australis (common reed), 3431 nucleotides long. RefSeq lists its product as uncharacterized. Gene Ontology annotation, molecular function: nucleic acid binding; zinc ion binding. The record is from RefSeq and is a predicted model, not a curated record. Bases 21 to 3431 code for a protein of 1136 amino acids. Lineage: Eukaryota; Viridiplantae; Streptophyta; Magnoliopsida; Poales; Poaceae. The transcript is spliced from 9 exons.
UUCAUCAUGAUCAUCUGACAAUGUUCUUGUCUUGCCAUUGGCAAGCUCGCGACGCCAAUGCAUCACCGGGGAACGCUGCGCUGGCGAGGAGGAGGGAGGAACUGCUGUUGGAGCUGCAAGUGGAGCGCAUUCGUCAGGAUAUGAUCUUGCGCGAGCUCGCCGAGACGGAGCGCGCCAUGGCCGCGGGCUUUGCCCCCGCUGGCCACUGGUCCGUGCCAGAGUUGCCACGGUCACAGGACAACUGGCAUUGCAGGCCGUUGUCGGUGACUAAUUGGGAGGAGGCGCCUCUCCGUCUGCCGAGUAAAUGUACCGAGCAUCCUCCUUGCUGCUGCGCGAGCUCCGCGGCGGCUAGACCGCCUCCGGUCUACCCGCACGUGGAGCAGUCACCGUCGCCCAUGCCCUGGCCACGUCCGGCCGAUGACGGUGAGCAGCAGCAAGAGUGCAGGUCAUCUGGGGCGAGUGGUCAUCCAAUGAGAGGCUUUGUGGAACUGUGCCGAUCGCCGAGCAAGCGAUCUCCGGCGGAAAAGGCCUUGGUGCCAGAGGCGGCCAAUGCCAAUGUCAGACGGGCGCGGUCUGCGUCCUUCGGCGAGGAGGUGGCACCAGGACACCAACGGACCGAUGGUGGUUGGGAACGUAAGGCUGAUGUGGAGGACGGCCAUGGCGUGCAGCCGUUGUACGAGUGCAGGAACCAGAACAGUGGGAAGAGAAAGAGUGCUGAGUCUGCCAUGGAGGAUCGGAUCAAUGAACAUCGGCAAUCCUGUCGGUACAUGCCGGCAGGUCAGGAGAACGCAGCAUUCGAUCAGCAGAAGCGGCUAGAGUUCAGUGAGCCUGCACCUGAGCAGCCACAGCCGGGCAGUGACACUAAGCAGCAAGAGUGCAGGUUAUCUGGGGCAACAGCGCAUCGAAUGAUCUUUUUGGAACGUUGCCGAUCACCAAGCAAGCGGACUCUGGUGGAAGAGACCUUGGUUCCAGCGGCGGCCAAUACCAUUGGUGGGGAACCUAAGCUUGAUGUGGACGACGGUCACGGCAUGCAGCUGUUAUACGAAAUCAGGAGUCAUGGUGCCGAUUAUUCUACAUCUGAAACAACAUCCUCUGGGCUGAAGAGGAAACUGACCGCGGCAACCCCACUCAUGAAGAAGCAGAAGCCACUUGAGGAAUGGAGCUGCACCCUCUGCCAGGUGAACAUGACUUGUCAGCGCAACCUGCACGAACACAUGGCCGGCCGGCAGCACCAGUCGAAUGUCGAAGCACUGCAAACAAGGAACAAACCCGCUGAGCUCAACCCAGAAGCAAUACCUGAUGAAUGGAGCAAGAACUCGGCAAAGAAUAACGAACACUUGCGCCGCGACGGCAAGGAGAACGCGGCAGAGAACAGCGGGCCGCGGCAGGGAGAGAAGCCGCGCGGUAAGGGCAACGUCAACGUGCAUAAGCCGGCGGCGUCGAGAUGGACGUGCAGCCUCUGCCAGGUCAAAUGCACCUGUGAGUCGGAAUACCAUGACCACCUCAGGGGCAGGCGGCACCGGGGGAACACGGAGGCCCUGCGCUGUGCGGUCUGCGACGUGCAGUGCAGCAGCGAGAAGAUGCUGGCGUCGCACCUCGGCGGGCGGAGGCACCCGUUGCCAGUAGGGCCCUACAGAGAAUUUGGGGCCUGUGCUAAAUUCAAAAUUGAGCUUUAUUGGCUCGCUUGCCCACUAAGCAAUCUCGAUGGUGGAAAAGAAGAGAAGAUCCGGCCGCUUUUAACCGUCGUCGUCGCAAGCUCAGAGUCUCCCCUUCCCACUGUUCAUUUGCUUUUGCUCGCUCCCUUUCCUCUCGCGCCCUCCUCCGCCGGAACAGCAGCCACCAGAACCCUUCCGUUUCCUCGCGCUGCUUCCCCGGGCGACCGAUGGAAUUCGCUCGCCGAGGCCCAGCCACCGCCGAGGCCGACGAGAACGGCGGCCGCUGCUUCCCCUACCUUCCGCCGCCGCACGGAAUUCCGCGCUGCUUGUGCAGGAGACGCGAUGCUGGUGAUCAGGGACGCGCUGCUGUCGCAGCUCCAGAAUGACCGCCUUCGCCAGGAGAUCAUCAUGGUCGAGCUGGGCAAGAUAGAGCGCGCCAUGGCCCUGCGCUCCGCUUCCCACCAAGGCAUUGCCUCUGCCGUUGCCGAACGGGCUGAACCGGCGCCCUUCGCCUUCAGUGAGCAGUUCAUGACGCACAGCAGAGGGGCUGUUAGUCCCGAGCGUAAGGUCGGCGUAGAUGAGGCCCAUGAUCUGAAGAAGAAAGAUGGAGUGCACGGGGGUGUAGAAUUGAAGUCCAAGAAGCCUGCCAUGGAAGAUCUCGUCCGUGUAUGCUUGAAAACUUCUUGUAGUAAUGAUAAGGCGGGAGGUCAGGAGAAUGCAGCACUUAAUGAGUGCAAACUACAAAAAUCCAAUGAGACUAUACUGUCCAAGAGGACGUCGCCAACAGUAAAAUGGAGUUGUGCCAUCUGCCUGGUGGAAGCAACCAGUCAGGGCAACUUGCUGCAGCAUUUUGCAGGGCUGAAGCACCGGUCAAAUGUCAUUGCUCUGGAGGCAGAAGCAAAAGCAGAGAAAUCAAGAAAGGUGAGGCAAUAUGCAGAGAAGCCACGUCCAACAUGGAAUUGCAGAUUUUGCCAAGCAGACUGCACUUGCAAAUCGGACUUGGAGAACCACCUGAAAGGCAAAAGACAUCAAGCAAAGAUCCAAGCCCUGCUGGAAGAAUGCAAGAGCAUGGCAAGGAAUUCUGUGCAUUGGGAAGCGGAUUCGCAUCCAAACAUUGUGCCGCAGGAUGAAGAUAAACCAGCUUCUUCGACUUGCAGCAUUUGCCAAUCUACAACUGAAAGAACAUCCUCUGGGCUGAAUAGGAAACUGACCGCGGCAACGCCACUCAUGAAGAUGCAGAAGCCACUUGGGGAAUGGAGUUGCACCCUCUGCCAGGUGAACCUGACUUGCCAGCGCAACCUGCACGAACACCUGGCCGGCCGGCUGCACCAGACGAAUGUCGAAGCACUGCAAACAAGGAACAAACCCGCUGAGCUCAACGCAAAAGCAAUACCUGAUGAAUGGAACAAGAACUCGGCAAAGAACAGCGAACGCUUGUGCCGCGACGGCAGGGAGAACGUGGCAGAGAACAGCGGACCGCAGCAGGGAGAGAAGCCGCGCGGUAAGGACAACGUCAACGUGCAUAAGCCUGCGGAGAAGGACCGGCUGGAGCCGGCGGUGUCGAGAUGGACGUGCAGCCUCUGCCAGGCCAAGUUUACCUGUGAGUCGGACUACCAUGACCACCUCAGGGGCAGGCGGCACCGGGAGAACACGGAGGCCCUUCGCGCAGACGCGUACUAUUGCGCAGUCUGCGACCUGCAGUGCAACGGCGACAAGAUGAUGGCUUCGCACCUCGGCGGGAGGCGGCACCGGGAGAUGCUCGAGGGCCACGAAUGA